Molecule: messenger RNA, 10767 nt
Organism: Spirometra erinaceieuropaei
Lineage: Eukaryota; Metazoa; Platyhelminthes; Cestoda; Diphyllobothriidea; Diphyllobothriidae
Source: the annotation of a GenBank genome assembly
AUGGGUCAGACGCAGUGUUCUUUCCCGCAGGUAAGUUUAGUACAUGGCAAUGUGUAGGGCUUGCAUGAGCAUGUUGUGGGCCUAUCUGUAUUUGUACGUAGAAAUAGUAUAAAAAUAAUCUUGCUGUGAGUUAACGAUGAUUAAGUUUGGUUCUCCUAUGAGCCCCUGCGGCGAUUCGCGUGUAUUCUGCUGCAUUUUGCGGCUAUUUACAACAGUGUCAAGCAGAAUCCAGUUGGUGCAUAAGUUGUCAUUGCGUGUACAUUGUUCCAGGCACAAUCAAAAGAUAUAUUGCCUUUAUACUGUUAUCUCGAGGGAAGGGUCUUUGUAAAACUAUCUGUUUUGUAAGGCUAGGCCUUGCUCCUCAUAAUCAGAGGAUUUCUGUUCAAACUCACUUUUGUUCUGGUUUCUGCCAUCGUCUUUAUUUUGCUUACAGUGAAUACAAUCACGAAGGUAAUUACAGUAUUUGCCGAGUCUUUGUCGAAUCAAUGGGUAUGAAAGGUCAAUUAGGGUUACAGAUAAAGAUCGGGGUGCCAGGAUGACCGCUUACGUCCUGUCAGCGCGCGUCUUCCUGCGGCACCUCAACCCAGGUGCUGGCACCCAUAGGCCCACUUGGUCUGUGAACAUUCUAGCUCCAACUAUCUAGCCAUCUGAGCAUAUAUUCAUGCUUUCUGCCGGCGAGACUCGGAACGUAAUCAGUGAACGUCGACGUUCACCAAUCUGUCCUAUUUCCAUGGAACACGUACGUUAAAUUAUUUGGAACCUAUUGGGGCCAAAAAAUUCGGACACUGUUUGGAAAGCCAUCGAGACCCCAAGGCUUUUUGUGACAAACACUCAAUUAUUUAAGUAGAAAAUAAGCGGCCAAAUUUUUCUAUGAACGAAGUAUAAACCACUUUUCUUUCGAAUCCUUCUAAACAAAACUGUUUGCUCUAUAUACAAGGAAAUAGGAAUACCGGAUAAACGGUUCUGUCCUUCUGUUCAUUGCUUCAUUGGCUAUCAUGUCGAUGGCCUAAUUACCGUCGCCAGUGAUUGGUGGCUUGCACUUUUGCUCAGGAUUAAUUUUUAUCUACAAAAAGUCCGUGUUGACUUUCCGCUGCCCAUCCGCUGACACCCAUGCGUGGCGAACGUGUCUCUGGCGCAGUCGCUCGUGACGAAAUUACUUUCAGUAGGUGGGCGUAAGCCUGACCAAAUACAUAAGUAAAUAAAUAAGGACCUAUAUCUCAGGUCUAGCCUUCAAUUUCCUCCAUUUCUCUCUAACUCUGAAUAUAACAUUACAUUUGUCUUUGUUACAAUAAAUUGUCCACUUAAGCCGUUACUAGUUACACGAAGUCUGGAUAGCCUUCAGCGGGUUUCGCGAUAUUCGCCGUCACUACAGACUUAUUUGAUAAGAUCAGGUAAAUCGCGUACAGGUCAAUAAACAAUUUAUUCUGUCAAUGGAAGGUAAUCCUGCCUUUAUCUUUUGCAGAUACAACUGAACCUCAGUUAAUAAAACGACAGCGAGCAAGUUAGAACAGUAUAAAAGAUCACCGGUUUGACAAGAACAAAGCUUUAAACACUAUACAGUUGGCGAGAACUUUCUGUAACAUAAAGCUGAGGAUUUUAACAGGAAAUUGCGGAAAUCAGCAGACUAAUUUAGUGCCACAGAGAAAUCCCGAGGUUUUUUCUAGAUGUCUGCACGACCCUCCAAGAUAAAGUUAUGGAAACGAACCAUAAUGAAUGAGAAAGCAGAUAAAAAUCUGUUGCUAAGGACGGUGCAUCAGAAAGCGCUGAUUUUGUUGGUUUUCCUUGUAUUUACAGCUCCUUUUUCAAUGCUGCCAAAGUGAAGCAAAAGAAAAUCUUUUGACAUUUUUCAACAACGCUGGCGAAAGGGAUCUCAUUCAGGUACUUCUUGCUUACCUAGGACUCUCUUUUUGACUGGAUCGAUUCUAAAAUUGCACUCAUUAUGCUAGCAGUGAUCGCCAGCUAAAGGACGCGAGUAACAGCUAUCUGCCUGUUGAAACAGAAGUGAUGUUUUUCCGUUUCAUAAACCGGUAUUUGGCCAAUUGUUAGCUUCACAGCACCCAGAGGAGCUUUUCACUGAACAGUGAACAGCUCUAUCAGUGCAUGUAUGUCUUACCACGACGGGCAAGUUUCUAUGCUACCUGGCAUUACCACAAAGGUUUCUUGACAAUCACGGAGGUGCAGUAUGCAUUAAAACUCGUUAAUUGCUGGCUGCGUUUUUAGAUGUCCCAACACUCAGCAAACAAUUACAUAAGUGCAAUUUUAAUGCCGAUUAACAUGGAAUGUAAUUAACGCUUGGCAUAAUCCUGAGAGUUCGGUCGUCGCGAGAGACGAUAUCCACCACCCACUCCACAGUAUGGUGGACACAGGGAUGGUGACUUACGCGGGAAUUAGUUAAUAUGGACAGUGAACUUGCGCUGCAUCCACUGUAUUCUAUCCUCCCUCACCCACUUGUGCCCGAUGUCAGGUCGGAGACAAGAAGGUCAGAGAGGCGGAUGAGAGCACAGUCGUUAACAAAACCAAACAGCCGGUUUACGCAUGCCUCACACGCCUGGUCUGCGCACGAUGGACCAGGUUUUCACGCAGAAAAGAGAGGGACGUCUCGGAUCCCAACUGAAUGGGAGUGUCAUAGAAGCCACAUUAAAAAGGAGCCAUUACAGCCCGACUUUUCCCUUCUGAGAGGAGGACGGAGAUAUCUCGUCAGUCGGCAGCCUUUUAAGCCACGGCCUUUAGCGCGCCGUGGUUGCUUAGAAGCAAUCGCCGUGGGAACGGAGUCUCCACAGUCGACCACACCUUCUUCCAGACACCAGUACACUGUCCGAGCUAGUCCGUCAUCUGGUACGGGGUUUGGGCGCAGGUGGUUGGCAUUGCGUAAGCCUGCGCGUAAGUGUGCUAAUACAAUCCAUGUACGGCAUUUUUCACGAGUGCUCAGGUCAAAUUACGCUUGCCGUACCCCUAUCUGGCUUCCGUGUCGGUCCAGCGCAUCUUCCGUAUUGAUCGUUGUAGGGACUAAUAACAUAACCCAGAACUUACUACACGACAGUUUCACUCGUUCCGUUUUGCUUAACGGGCUCUCUCUCUUGAGCCCAACCAGCAGCCGCACAUCGGCGCAUGAUAUAGGCAGUAUGUAUGAGUUCCGUAAGAACGAUCGGUGAGCGCCCCCUACCAUUGUAUAUUCCCGAUCGAAAACCGACCAGGCAACGAGCUCGUGACCCAAUGGUUAGAGACGUGGACUUCUAACUAACAGGCUGCGAGUUCGAGCUUCGGGUGUUCCAAACUUCGGGGUUGGGUAUGACUGGCUGAUGACGACUAACAAGCCAGAAAUGGCCAUUCCAGUCUCCCUUGUCUUUGUCGGUAAUAACAUACUACACGAAAGUUUGGCCGUCGUGAUCGGCGAUGUCGACCGUGUGUUUCAUUGCAGGGUGGGAGCAGGGACGGAGCACGGACGCAGGUCAAGUCAAAGUGAUAGUAAACUUGCGUAGCAUCUGCCACAUUCUCACUUCGUCGUCGUCGUCGUCGUCGUCGUCGUCGUCGUCGUCGUCGUCGUCAUCGUCGUCGUCGUCGUCGUCGUCCUCCUCCUCCUCCUCCUCCUCCUCUACCUUCUCCACCUAGACCUGUUGUUAGGACAGAGUCAGGUAAACCGGAGGCGGGAGCGGACGCAGGUGGUCGGCACGAUGUAAACCUUCGCCUAGGCGUCAACAACGGGUGUUGAAAGUAGUGUUCGACAAGACAAAGAUUCCCAAUCAAAAGUCAGGGAAGACGGAGUGAGUUGGACAACCUUUACUGCUUUGGGAGUGCGUACACAAAGGCUCUGUAGGCAGUCGCCGCAAGCGCGCUCUCCAGGCCAGUUGUUCCUUCUGUGUCCGCCUUCGAGGUGCUGAGACCCAGCGCGUGUGUGCGCCUUUCGUUGUCACCGCGUCCGCCAGCCAAUCAGAGGGGGGACAGCGUUGACUGGCCUGAGCAGAAAUUUUUACACCAAGGGACUAGGGGGGCCGCAGGGAUCUCAAUUGGCAACUGGGUCUGCCGCCGCAUGCCAAUUUUCGCAUUUGUUAUUGGCUGCGCAUUCCCAAUAAAAUCGUCCGGACUCCGAUGUAGCCCUCGUGAUGGUCCAUUGCACCUACCACGCGUGACCCGUUUUGGGGGCAACACUCAGAACUAAAUAACACGCGGUAGGAUGCCGAAUUUUAAUUGGACACGGUCCUGGCGGCCUGUAUCGAUCCCACUGCGUAUGCAAUGGGUCUUUUUUCCAUCGAUUUCCGAUUCCCGUGGAAGUCUAAUCAUACUUUCUAGAGAUAGCACCCUAAAAUUUACGUCUUCUUCAAAUCUUGUACUUGUUGGUAGUUUGCAUUUCAACUUCGAAAAAGGGUUUUCUACUUCCAUAUAUUUUCUGUACAUACUUGUGAGAUGUUUUCGGACCCACGAAUAUUACGUGUUAUUUGGAUCAUACUGCGCACUCUGAAGGCCACAUUAUUUAGCCAGCGGUUAUCAGGCUACAAUAAAGAUCAUACUUGAACUUCAGGGAGUCAUGUAAUCAUAAGUUUUAAAAAUUAAGAUACUCUCUUCCACCAGGCUUUGCCGUUAAAAAAGGACAAUUCUCUACAAAGAGCGUAGAAAGGGAAACACUUGGACAUCUUUUUGGAAAGUCUACUAGCGAACAUACAGUAGGUGUGCUAACUCAUGAAAUAUUGGCCGAAAUUCUAAAAUGCGCUUUCGUUCCGAAGAGAUUACUUUAGUAGGGCUUUAAAAGCAAUCAUCAUGCAGCAUAAUUGUAUGAUAAUUCAGAUACCUCGGGAUGCCAUCUUUCGAAGGAACAUCUUUCCGGCCGCAUGCAAAAACCGCACGCUGUAAAAGAUGAUUACUAAAAUAGCAUGAAUGUUUCUCACGGAUUUUCGAUGCCCUUAAAAAUUCAAUUAUAUUUCUUGGAAAGCAUGCAUAGAAAUAUUCAUUAUUUUACUCAUUCGGUCGAAAAUUACGUCUUCUCUCAAUUAUACUCGAAAGAAGGGUUAUGAUUCGGUUUUAAAAUAGUUUCUAAUUAUGAGAUUUUUUAAUACCGUGACAUGUCCGUUCAUAAAACAUCGUGUUUCUGCAUUUACUAAUGUUGCUUGUUAAGUUUACAAUAUGGCUCAAAUUCACUGCGUAAUUUUCUGAGCCCCAUAUGGUCUCCAUUAAAUAUUCUUUAGCAAUGUAUGGUUUUCCGUACGCAGAAUAUAAAUGGUUUGCAGUUUGUAAAUCCUGAAUACAAGUGUAACGGCAGGUCGGGUUCAAAAUUAUUCGGGAAUUGGGAAAGAUUUUGAAAACCGAAUUAUACCGUUUCUUCAAGUAUAAAAUUCGAAGAAGACGUAAUUUUCUACGAAAUGGGUAAAAGGAUGAAUAUUUUUAUGCAUGCUUUCCAAGAAAUAUAAUCGAAUUUUCAAGGACAUCGAAAAUCAGCGAGAAAAAAUCAUGCUACUUAAGUAGUCACCUUUUGCAGGGCGUGUUUUUUGCUUGUGACCGGAAAGAUGCUCGUUCGAAAGCCGGCAUCCCAAGGUAUCUGAGUUACUAUAGAAUUCUGCUGAGCGAUGAUUACUUUUAAUACCCUACUUAAUCGAUCUUUUCGAAACGAAAACACACUUCAAAAUUCCUAUCAACAUUUCAUGAGUUAGCACACCUACUGUACGUUGCCUAAAUGGUGAUCUUUUUCCGAGUGCGCUUUUUAUAUAUGUAUGGGAAAGCAUUCAAUUGAAAGCUGCAACGUACUGCCCGAAAGGAAUUAUUUUCGAACUUUUUUAUGUCAUCUGGUAUUGCAAAAGUUGUUUAAGUAACUCUUUCGAAUUGAAAGCCGCCUCGACGAAUUCGGUCAGUGUUUGAAGAGUUUCUGCGCCCAUUUCUCCGUUUGAGCAGGCAAUAUUUAUUCACCACCGAGGAGUAUUUAGUCCUGCUUGUGGUUGUUGUACCAUUUGAAAUGACUGAUUCAGCCGGCUCUGUGAUGCAGGAGGUUCAGGGAUCUGAUAAGGUUUGGUUGCCUAUUUCUCAACUCGACUUUCGGAUAUUGGGGAAUGUGGCAGGUUUCUUAAAACCCAAAGACACCUUUUCUUCGAGCAUAAGAUUCAAAGAUGUAAUUUGCUACCAAAUGAACACACGAAAGAAUAUUUUUGUGUAUCUUUUCUAUAAAAUUAAUUUGGAUCUGUAAGGCCAUCGGAAAUCAAAGGGAAAAUUCGCACUACAGUGCGUGACCGAUUUCAUGAAAUGUUGGCCGAAAUUCUGGAAUGCGUUUCCGAUUAGGAAGGAUUACUUAAGUGGGGUUGUUAUACCGAUUAUUAUGCAGCAUAACCCUAUAACAUUUCGGACUCGCCAGAAUGUCGGCUUUUGAAUGCACUUCUUUUUGCCAUCCUGCAGAAGCCUUACUCGGUAAAAAUGCCUACAUAAGUAGCAUGCAUGUUUCCUAUUGAUUUUCGAUGGUCUUAUAAAUUCAAACAUAUUUUAUAAAGAACAUGCACAAAAAUAUGAUUUCUUUUGUUCAUUUGGUAGGAAAUCACAUUUUCUUCAUAUUUUGUGCCCGAAGAUUGGUUUGGUUUUAAAAAAAGUUUCUAAUUAUGAGAUUUUUAAGACCGUGCGAUGUCCAUGCAUGCAAGACCGCAUAUGUCCGAUUACUAAUGUUCCUCAUGAAAUGUACAACACAGUCCGGAUCCAUUGCAAAAUUUCAUGAACUCUAUGUGGUAUCUUCUUAAAGGCAUAGAGGAAUAUAUGAUUCCCCUUGUAGACUGAAACUGCUAAAUGCUGAUGCAAUGGCAGAUCGGGCUGGAAAUUAUUCGGGAAUUGGGACACCUUUUUAAAACCAAAAUGUACCCCUUCUUCGGACUUGAAAUAUGAAGGAAAUGUGAUUUCCUACCAAAUGAGCAAAAGAAAUCAUAUUUUCGUGCAUGUUUUCUACAAAAUAUAUUUGAAUUUUUAAGACUAUCGAGAACCAAUAGGAAAAAUGCAUGCUACAUAAGUUGUCAUUUUUACCAAGUGUGGUUUUUGCAGGAGGUCAAAAAGAAGUGCAUUCAAAAGCCGACAUUCUGGCGAGUCCGAAAUGUUAUAGGGUUAUGCUGCAUACUAAUCAGUAUAAAAAGCCCACUUAAGUAAUCCCUCCUAAUCGGAAACGCAUUCCAGAAUUUCGGCCAACAUUUCAUGAGAUCGGUCACGCACUGUACUUUGGCAGUCAUUUGUUUUCAGGUGGCCGAAGCGAAGUACAUUCUAGUGGGACUGAAAUAUCUAGAGGCUAUACUGUACAAUAAUCGAUACUACAACCCUACCUAAGUAAUCCUUCCUAAUUAAAAACGCAUUUCAGUAAUUUGGUCAGCAUAUCAUGAGGUAGGCCAGUUAUGGUUAAUGUGCCCAGCUCCCACCUUCUGCUAGUAUCGCUGACUGGUAGGGAUAGCCUAGUUUGAUUUAAUUCGCGUGGACACUAGAACGUUCUUCUGUAAUAUAUGGCUUUGUAAAAUAUUCAAGUCCUGAAAACUGCCAGUGUUGUUUAAUUCUUGGAUUCCUGACCGCUAUACACUAGCAAAGUCGAACUCCCACUUGGAUAGCUGGACGCUAACACUGAUGUCUUUCCUACCUUUCAGCGCUACCCCUUUCUCGCCAAAUCCCUAGCCAGCACUCUCAUUUCGCAACGCGCAUCGGUGCCUUUCCGAAGGCUGGACGAUAUCAGCCGUGUACGCAUCCUGCAAAGUGUUCUGACCAAUGACCUCAGAAAUCCAGACCCCGACAGUCUUGGGUAAUAAUGCCGAAAGCCAAAAUGAUUUCUCCGCUGGGUACCCUUUAACCGUGUGCUCCACUUACGCGUACUCAUUAUUCACUUUCAGACUGGUGACAGUCAUUACUGAGUGUAAUCCAUCACAGCCAUACCCGUCGCCGCCCUACCAGCCCCCUCAUCGUCCGUUGCGCCAAGAACCCACUCCACCACCAAACCCCACUACCGCCUACGCCAAUGACCUACUCCAUCUCCUCGCCCAGACAGAGCUUUUGAAGGCAUGGAACGCCUUCUGCAGUCAGCCCCUCCAACGGCCUGGCGACAUUCGUCCACCGCACAAAUUUCGCCUAGCAACUUGGAAUCUUGACCGAUUUUCUCUAGCCAAGGCUUGCCAUCCUGGCUUCCGAGAAUGCGUUUGCCUAACGAUUGUCAAAAAUGACAUCGAUAUCAUCGCGUUUCAGGAGAUGUCUGGCGCCGACGCCGUUGAUCGAGUAAGCCUGAGACACGCUCCUUAUCGCAAUCUACGCUUGACCUUGAAAUUGACCGUCUUGAUCUUCUAACAGCUGACGUCUGAACUCAACUCCCCUACUCUGCCCAAUGUUCGUCGAUGGUUCGAGAUGCAGGACCCUGGCUACAAGCCCCAGUGGUCGGCGGUCACUUCUAAGGAGCCUACGGGAUUGACAUUUCAGGGAAAGGAAUACUCGGCUUUUCUCUACCGCUCCGAUCGUGUUCAGCUCACCUCUUGCGGUAUUCUUGGGAGGGUAUCAACAGAAGAGGGUGCUCCAACUUCUUGUGGUGACAAGACAUUUGCCCGCGAUCCCUUCAUGGGAAAAUUCAAGGUAUUUCAGCCUUAUUUCUGACCCCAGUUAACUAACAUUGAUAACCUAAUAAGGUCAUCAUCCGGCACUAAAGUAAGAUCAUCCUACCUCGUAUGCAAUCCAUAAUAAUGUUAGUUCGACUGUCAUGAACGGCGAUGUCCGCCGUGUGCCGCACAGCGUGGCGCGCACAGAACGGGGACUUGUGCGUGAGUUACAGUGAGUGACCGAUCUCAUGAAAUGUUGACUGAAAUUCUGAAAUGCGUUUUCGACUAGGCAGGAUUACUGGGACACGGUUGUAAUACUGAUUAUCUUGCGGCAUAAUCCUAUAAUAUUUCGGACUUGGCAAGAUGUCAACUUUUGAGUACACUGCUUUUCAAUCUCCUGUAGAAACCGUACUCGGGGAAGAAUGACUACUUAAUUAGCAUGCAUUGUUCCCAUUGAUUUUUGAUGGUCUUGCAAAUUCAAAUAUAUUUUGUAGGAAACACAAACAAAAUAUGCUUUCUUUCAGUCGUUUGAUAGCAAAUCAUGUUAUUUUUAUAUUUUAUACUCCAAAAAGAAGUAUAAUUAGGUUUUAAAAAGUUUCUAAUUAUGAGACUUUCUAAGACCGCGCAAUGUUUAUUCAAAUAGCAUUGUACCUGUCAGUUUACCACUGCUCCUCAUGAAAUGUACCACAUAGUCCGCAUCCAUUGCAAAAUUUUAUGGAGUCUGUAUGAUAUCUGUUUAAUGGCAUAAAAAAUAUGUGAUUUUCUUUACCCUGAACGCAUGCACCUUGUAGACUGAAAUCACAAAGCGCUAGUGCGACGACUGAUCAGGCUCCAAAUUAUUCGGCAAUUAGAGAACUUUUUUAAAACCUAAUUAUACUCCUAUCUUGAGUAUAAAAUAUCAAGAAGACGUGAUUCUCUAUUAAUUGACUGAAAGAAAGCAUAUUUUUGUUUGUGCUUUUUCUAAAAUAUAUUUGAAUUUGCAAAACCAUCGAAAAUCAAUGGGAGAAAUGCAUGCUACUUAAGUAACCACUUUUUACCGAGUACGGUUUCUACAGGAGAUUGAAAAGCAGUGUAUUCAAAAGCUGACAUCCUGCCGAAUCCGAAAUGUUAUAAGAUUAUGCCGUAAGAUAAUCAGCAUUACAACCGCGACCAGGUAGUCCUUCCCAAUCGAAAACGCAGUUCAGAAUUUCAGUCAACAUUUCAUGUGAUCGGUCACUCACUGUAGUUUAUAAUGAUUACGGACUUAUGCAACAUCUGGUGCUCUCUCCCUCCCUCUUGGGCCGGGUGGCGAGACGGAGUCAGGAUGACCGGAGACGAGCUCGAACGCAGUGACUGACAAAGCUAGAUAGCCCGUCUGCGCUUGCCACACGCGACCGAGUCCGUGCACAAUGGACCAGGAGUUUCACAGACUCGGAUUCCAUCUGAUUGGGGGUGCCAUAGGUGCCACUGCAGCCCAAGCCUUCAUCCUGAGAAGACCGAGUUAUCCCCUCAUCCGGCAACCUUCUAAGCCACGGCCUUUAUCACACCGUUGCAGCUGUUCAGGCGUCGUUGACCGGUAUCACCCUUGCAUCCAGGUGGGAGUCACCACUGUGAGGAAGCACAUUUCUGAACCCGACGAAAUUCCACAGAAGCUACGUGGCUAAAAUCUGGCAUCAGUCUAGUGGAGAAGUCCUAUUCUCUCUCCCUAGGACAUUAGUUGAUCACACGCCGCAGAAGUUUGACGCAUUGGGCCACCAAGCUCUGUCUCAUUUCCAAGCCCCCGAAAUGAAAAAAAUUCCCCGCAAUCGGUUCCCUGUUCGAGACCCCUCUACCACGAGAAGAUGCACCUAGGUCUCUCUGAGAGGCUAAUCAAGUCAGUUUUCAAUCAGUAUGCAUUCUCCUAGUAUGUGAAAUUCAAUAUUGCCUUUAAGGGGCGUCCCCUCCCUGUGGUCCAAGUUCAGUACAGUCGACGAGGGUUAGGAACCACAACUACCCGCGCAUACUUGAGAACCCUCUGAAUACGCUUAUAACUGUCCGUUUUAAUGUUUGACCACCAAAUAUACCUCAAGCUAUUAUUCCAAAACGCUUUGAUAUUAUUUCAUAGUUAUCUUACAAUGUUAAGGCCGACUCCAUCCUCACUGUGCUCUCAUCACGUACAGUGGAAACCGUCCUGGCACUGCCGCAGAAGCCAACAUCCACGGUCUUCCUCACUUCUGCGACUCGCUUCUUGGUUUGCCGGAUGAUACUCUCAUUUUACGUUACAAUAGCAAACUAG